Messenger RNA from Chenopodium quinoa (quinoa), 819 nucleotides. RefSeq lists its product as uncharacterized. The transcript has a single exon. NCBI's taxonomy places the organism in Eukaryota, Viridiplantae, Streptophyta, Magnoliopsida, Caryophyllales, Amaranthaceae. The record is from RefSeq and is a predicted model, not a curated record. The coding region runs from base 1 to 819 and encodes 272 amino acids. Gene Ontology annotation, molecular function: nucleic acid binding.
AUGCAUCAAGAUCAAGAUCAACAACAAGGACAGAAUCAUGCAGCAACUACAACCAACAUAAAACAACUCACCAUGUAUCAAAGAAGAGAGAUUGUUGAUGCAAUGUUGGUGAAGAUGCAAGAUGGAACUUUGCCAAGAGGAUACAAAAUGCAACUUUCCACACAAUUCAGAGUGCAUAAAUCAACAAUCACAAGAAUAUUCACAGACAUAAAACAACAGAUGGAAGAAGGGAAUAUGAUUGAUGUCAGGACAAAAAAGUAUGGCAAAACUGGUCCAAAGCCAAGGGAAUUCACAGAUGAAUUCUUGCAAUUAGUUCCUCUGUAUUUAAGGCGGUCAGAGAGGUCAUAUGCAGCAGCACUCAACAUUUCACAUGUGACUUUGCACUACUUGAAGAAAAAGGGGAGUUUGAGAACACACACAACAAGUUGCAAACCAGCACUCACAUCAGAUCACAAGAUAGCUAGAAUGAAGUGGGUUUUAAGUCAUAUAAACCCUGUGGAAGGAAAUCAGGAUCCCAGUUUUGAAGACAUGAGUUAUUCCAUUCACAUAGAUGAGAAAUGGUUCUACUUGAACCCUGACAAAAGAAGGUUUUACCUCCUACCAAGUGAAGAGGACCCAUACAUGGCACAACAGUCAAGAAGAUUCAAGUUAAAGGCAAUGUUCAUGGCCAUUAUUGGUAAGCCAUUGUAUGACAUAAAUGGUGAACUACUACAUGAUGGAAAGUAUGGGAUAUUCCCAUUCACAGUCCAAGACAGAGCAAAGAAAUCAAGCAAGAACAGGGCAGCAGGUACAAUGGUCAUAAGGGCCCUCAGAAUGUAA